AUGGUUUCUGCUUGCUCCUUGGGGCAGUCAGUUUGCUAUUAUUGCAAACUGCCUGGCCACGUCAUCCGAGACUAUUCGCUAAAGACUCAGCAUGUAGCUUCCGGAGUUUCUGUUGCGGGAGGACGGUUUGGUCAGUCCGGGACCCAGCAAGGCGGGCCGAAAGCCCAAUCUUCACACCGUCAGCAGGGGACAGCUCCCCCUGCGACCGCUGCAUAUGGCAUGCACGGUCAGGAGCAUUCCAGCGUUCUGAUGGAGUCCCAGGGUUCUAUUUCUGGACCUCAGUAUCUGACUCAGCCAUCGGCGCAGUAUCAGUUACAGCCCCAGCCACCAGUUCAGUACAUACUGCAGCCCAUAGCCCCAGCUCUGACUCAGUAUCCAGUACCGACUCAGUGGCAGGCUCCGACUCCGACACAGCAGCCUUUGGCAGGAUUUCUAUUAUCAUUGAUUAGUACUGACGACAGCAGUAGUCCUCAGCUCUCAGACAUUCCGGUGGUCCGAGAGUACCCAGACGUUUUUCCAGACGAGUUACCAGGUUUGCCGCCCCGAAGGCAAGUGGAGUUUGCUAUUGAGCUGAUUCCAGGGACUGCACCAACAUCGAAAGCUCCUUAUCGUAUGGCACCGAAAGAGUUGGACGAACUAAAAGUCCAACUCCAGGAGUUAUUAGAUAGGGGAUUUAUUCGCCCUAUCAGAGAUUCUGAUAUUCAGAAGACAGCAUUCCGCACCAGAUACGGACAUUACGAGUUUUUGGUAAUGCCAUUUGGGCUUACCAAUGCUCCUGCAGUAUUUAUGGAUUUGAUGAACCGUAUCUUUUUGGAGUAUUUAGAUCAGUUUGUGAUUGUGUUUAUCGAUGACAUAUUGAUCUAUUCACGUUCCGAGGAGGAACAUGCGCAGCACCUUCGCAUAGUCUUGGAGACUCUUCGACGACAUCAUCUGUAUGCGAAGUUCAGCAAAUGUGCAUUUUGGCUAUCCUCAGUUGGUUUUCUGGGACAUGUGGUGUCUAGCCGAGGUAUUUCAGUAGAUCCUCAGAAGAUCGAGGCUAUCACUAGCUGGGAGCAGCCGAAGUCAGUCCAGGAGAUCCGUAGUUUCUUGGGCUUGGCUGGAUAUUACCGACGAUUCGUUGAGGGUUUCUCCAGCAUUACUAUGCCAUUGACACGUCUGACUAGGAAAGGCGUGAAGUUCACGUGGUCAGAGGCUUGUGAGACCAGCUUCCAGGAGCUGAAGCGGAGAUUAGUAUCAGCACCAGUUUUGGUUUUACCUUCUGGUGAUGACGGAUUCGUACUUUACACAGACGCAUCUCUUCAGGGCUUGGACGCUGUUUUGAUGCAGCACGGUAGGGUAGUCUCCUAUGUUUCUCGUCAGUUGAAGGAGCAUGAGAAGAACUACCCAGUACAUGAUUUAGAGCUAGUCGCUAUUAUCUUUGCUUUGAAGAUUUGGCGACAUCAUCUUUAUGGUAUUACUUUUGAGAUUCUUACUGAUCAUAAGAGUCUCAAAUAUAUUUUCACCCAGAAGGAACUCAAUCUCCGACAAAGGAGAUGGAUGGAGCUCCUGAAGGAUUAUGAUUGUACUAUUAGCUACCAUCCGGGUAAAGCUAAUGCUUUGGGCACACAACUUCGUUUCAGUACGGCAUUCCAUCCGCAGACAGAUGGCCAGUCAGAGCGGACUAUUCAAACAUUGGGGGACUUGCUGAGGUCUUGCAGUAUUUAUAAGAUAAGCUUCGGGCAGAUUUAUUUGAGCAGGCCUAUGAUGACAGAGUCUGAUGGAGAAACUGCCACAUUAUUCUCAAAAGCAGCAAGAUCCAGGAACUCGACUUAUUAUGUGUCUAUACUGCUCCGGUCCAGUUAUUGCACUUUGUAUCAGAACUCUGAGAAGGAUCUCACUGAACUUGGGCAGUGCCCUUAUGAUCAAGGAGGAGAUUUCAUCAUCAAUGGAAGUGAAAAGGUGCUUAUUGCACAGGAAAAGAUGAGCACCAAUCAUGUACAUGUAUUUAAGAAAAGGCAGCCAAACAAGUUUGCAUCGUGCUGCCAUGGACACGAAUGCUCAUCAGCUGCUAUGUCGAGAUGGUGA
Molecule: messenger RNA, 2064 nt
Organism: Zingiber officinale
Lineage: Eukaryota; Viridiplantae; Streptophyta; Magnoliopsida; Zingiberales; Zingiberaceae
Exons: 6
Coding region: 1-2064 (687 amino acids)
Biological process (GO): DNA-templated transcription
Molecular function (GO): DNA binding; DNA-directed RNA polymerase activity
Source: RefSeq, a predicted model, not a curated record